AUGCGCAUAUUGGAGCACUUCUUUCCAGAUCGCGAACUCAACCUAGUCUCGCUUAGGCAGAUUGCCCAAGACGUCGUCGAUGGAAGGCUUGUGGGGUCAGUGACAGAAGGUGAACCGAUGGCACCCAUCAGUGAGGAAACCACGCCGGAUGAAGGGGAAGAUGCUUUCCAGGACGAAAAGCCCGUGCUGGAUUCGGUGAACGAUCUUCAUGAGCCACUGGGGACCAUGAUGAGAGACUCCACAGGUCGAUAUCGAUACGUGGGUGCACACUCAGACAUCGCCUUCAACGCAGCUGUCUGUUCAAUGGGCAAAGAGGCAGAGAUGCGGAAAAAUCCCAACAUCAUCGGGCCUCCUAAGAUCGGCCUCUAUCCUCCGCCCCUACCAACCAUGUCAUCAACCGAUUCUGGAUCACCUGGCCGGUCGUUCUUCCUUCCACGCCGCGAGCUUUGCGAUUACUACAUCUCAAGAUUUCUUGAGGAUGUGCACUCUACACAUUGGUUCUAUUCGAUCGAACAAUUUCUGUAUCGCGUGGAGACCACCUACACGGGGAAAUCAGGAAAACUGAGUAAUUCAUGGAUGUGUUCACUGUACGCAAUUCUAGGACUAGGCGCCGCAAAUUAUGAAGAGCCAAGCGGACAGUCGCCGCUGCCAGCCGACUCCCCUGCUGCUUCCGACGAGAAGUCGUCGGAAGACUACAUUGCUCUCGCGAAAGAGCUAAUACCCGCAGUGUACGAUGAGGCGGAUAUCGACAGUAUCCGCGCGUUGGCUAUCAUGAGCAUUGCACUCGAAAACCUCUGUUCAAGAACAACCUCAUACCUCUACAUGGGCGCGAGCAUUCAGAUAUCCUAUUCGCUCGGACUCCACCGAGACUCGAUAAAUGGCUCUGGUGCCUCAAUGGAACUUGAACAGAAUCGCCGUAUAUGGUGGACUCUCUUCACGCUCGACCUGGAGAUUGCGUCGAGAGGCGGAAGCCCAACCAUGAUCGACGACCGGUACCUCCGAAUAACCACCCCUCUGCCGUCCGAGCAGGUCUUGUAUCCCGGUUUGCACACGCCACUCUCCUGGCUCAGCACCUCCGUCUCUCUCUGCCGCCUGAAACGCGAAAUCAUUCAAGCAGUCUACACAGAGCGCUUCAUGAACUCGCGCGCCAUAUCCUUCACCACCAUCUCCAAGCUGCUCCUCUCGCUCCAAGGCUGGCAGCAACUCAUGCCUCCACACCUCAAACAUGACGUGCCGGCGCCUCCAACGCACAAGCGCGCCGUCGCCGUCCUGCAUCUGCAGUACUGGAGCACCACCAUUCUCUUAUGUCGCCCGUUUCUCCUCUACCUCGUUUUGAGACACAGCACGCUUGAGCCCAGCAAAAAAGUUUGGUUCGAGCGCAUGGGAAAGGCGACCAUCGACGCCGCGCAAAAGAGCCUCGGCAUCCUGCAGCAGAUGGCGGCGGACAACACAAUCUCGAGCCUCACCGCCUUUGACAGCACAUGCCUCCUCCGCCUCGUCAUGGUGUUUAUCCUCGCAUUUGCGCACACGAAGCAGCCGCAGUACCGCGGGCACAUCGAGACGUCCAUCUCGCUUAUGAAGAGCCUCGAGCAGAUCGGCUUCAGCAAGAUGGUGGCGGAGGAGACGCCGAUGCGGCUCGCGGAUCUAGGCAUUCCCAUCGAGACGAAGGAAGGCAACACGAGUGUGUUAUUAGAUGAUGAUCUGAUCGCCCAGCUGUGGGGAAAUCUCGAUCCGAACUUCAUGACGCCUCUGCAGACGCAGCAAAGCUUGGACCUAGCGUUUGACGACUCGAACUAUUCGGAUCUGAAUUCCGAAAUCAUGCAGCUGACGAACCUGGACGAUUCGAUUGUCAUCGACGCGUCGCAGGUGUAUUCGAGUUUCGAUUUUCGUUGA
Molecule: messenger RNA, 1893 nt
Organism: Didymosphaeria variabile
Lineage: Eukaryota; Fungi; Ascomycota; Dothideomycetes; Pleosporales; Didymosphaeriaceae
Exons: 5
Coding region: 1-1893 (630 amino acids)
Biological process (GO): positive regulation of transcription from RNA polymerase II promoter by galactose; DNA-templated transcription
Cellular component (GO): nucleus
Molecular function (GO): RNA polymerase II cis-regulatory region sequence-specific DNA binding; DNA-binding transcription factor activity, RNA polymerase II-specific; zinc ion binding
Source: RefSeq, a predicted model, not a curated record